AUGAAGUCCCCGGCCUGCUUGGCCGUUGUUGCCCUCGCUGCUGGUGUCAUAGCCGCUCCCACCAUGCACUCCAAUGCAUCCAAUACUGCCUGUAUCCCCCAAAACGACCCCAACCCCAAGCAGCGCGCCGCUGGCAUCUCUGCCCGUAACGCCGGCUUCAUCUACGGUCCCUCCCUCAUCGGCGAGGCGGCGCCCUUCCCCAAUGGCACCCUUGGAAACGCCCGCUCGAAAUCCGACUACGAUACCUGGAGUAUCGACCGCAAGGAGAUUGACAGCCUCAUUGCAAACGACACAGAGGCCGUGGGUGCCGCUAUUAAGGCCAACGGUGGUCUCAAGACAUGGCAGGACUACGAGAAGGUCCUCUACGAUGGCCAGCUUAUAAACUCCAACCCCCGCGGCGUCACCCCCGGCAUAAUCACCAAUGCCACCCAGGACCUCCUAUUCUCCAUGGAGCGCCUGAGCGAACAUCCCUAUGCUGUCCGCCGCGUCCUGCCUGAGGAGGAUCUCCCCUUCCCUCUGGACAACGACCUCACGGCCAAGAUUGUCGGUAUGAACGCUACACUCGAGUCCCUGCGCGACUCCAGCAAGCUGUUCAUCGUCGACCACUCGUACCAGAAAGACUACAAGCUUGCCACUGUAGUCCAGCGUUACCCUGUCGCCUGCAGCGCCUACUUCUACAUUGAUUCCAAAUCGGGCGACUUCCUGCCUCUGGCAAUCCGCACAAAUGUCGACGCGGAUCUGACCUACACGCCACUCGACUCGGCUAAUGACUGGCUGCUCGCUAAGAUGAUGUUUAACGCCAACGACAUGUUCCACGCCCAGAUGCUUCACCUUGUCAUCUCUCACGAUGUCACCGAGUCAGUCCACCAGGCCGCCCUCCACACACUCUCCGAGAACCACCCAAUCAUGCUCAUUCUCGAGCGCCUCAUGCUCCAAGGAUACUCGUCCCGCAUCGUCGGUGAGGAGCUCUGCUUCAACCCGGGCGGCCACUGGGACCAACUCAUGGUCUACAGCCAGUUUGGCUGCCGCGAUUUUGUCACCGAUCGUUGGCCAAUUGAUGGUCGCUUCCAGGGCGGAUAUCUCGAGAACGACCUCAAGGCCCGUGGUCUAAUCGACGACAAUGGAGAGUCACUUUUCAAGUCGUUUCCAUUCUACGAAGAUGCUAAGGAGAUACGAGACAUCUACAAGGCCUUCUUCACGAGCUUCGUCGACUCGUACUAUGGAACCGAGAACGAUCUGUCUGGCGACUUUGAGGUCCGCAACUGGUUCGUCGAGGCCAACAUGAAGGCUAAGAGCCAUGACUUUCCCCAGGAGGAACAGCUCACCAAGGAGACCCUGAUCGACGUCCUCUCCCACUUUGCCUUCGCCACCUCCGUUUCUCACCACAGCACCAACGGUGGCGCUCCCAUCUCCUCCGCCACUCUGCCCUUCCACCUCCCGGCCAUCUACACCCAGAUUCCUAAGGAGAAGGGCGUCGAGGACCUCAUGCCCUACCUUCCUGACGCCGCGACCGCCGUGCAUUACCUCGGUUUCAUGGCCUCCUUCAACCGUCCCUUCUACGGCGCAUCCGGCCGCACCCUCGAGGACGCCUUUGCUACUACCGACUCCAUGGCCCUUCUCAACACUGAUGCUAACAGCGCUGCAAAAACCUUCCUUUCCAGCAUGCAAAACCUGAGCCAGAAUAUCCGUGGUCGCCAGUUCAACGACGAUGGUUUAAGUCAGGGCAUGCCCUUCAUUUACCGCACUCUUGACCCCGCUUACAUUCCUUUCUUCUGCGCUGUCUGA
Talaromyces rugulosus is the source of this 1785-nucleotide messenger RNA. RefSeq lists its product as uncharacterized. Bases 1 to 1785 code for a protein of 594 amino acids. NCBI's taxonomy places the organism in Eukaryota, Fungi, Ascomycota, Eurotiomycetes, Eurotiales, Trichocomaceae. The transcript has a single exon. Gene Ontology annotation, molecular function: oxidoreductase activity, acting on single donors with incorporation of molecular oxygen, incorporation of two atoms of oxygen; metal ion binding. The record is from RefSeq and is a predicted model, not a curated record. Gene Ontology annotation, biological process: lipid oxidation.